AUGGCAAUCACCGCUGCCAAGCGAAGGCAGCUGAGUGAGGAGCUUAUUGAGCGAGCUGCAGCCGGUCGGCACCAGGAUGUUGCAAAGCUCCUGGAAGAAGGGGCAGAUACCGAGUUCGCAGACCGGAAUGGUUACACGGCGGUCUCCGAGGCUGCCAUGUCUGGCCAGACAGUGGUGCUGGGCCAGCUGCUGCGAGCCGGGGCGGACCCAAACAAGCCGGCAAAGGACGGCCGAACGCCGCUCCAUCGAGCGGCAUUCCAUGGCUGGAUGCCGGCUUUGAAGCUUUUGCUGGAGAACGGCGCCGAUCCUUCCUUGGCAGACAGCGAUGGGAAGACCCCCGUAGAGGUGUCGAAGAAAGUGGCAGUGCAAGAACUGUUUGCUAGCUUCAGCGACGAGCAAAUUCAGGAAGCCAUUCGUGCCCAGAAGGAGAAGAUGGCCCAACGUCCGCGCUAUGAUGACGAGACCUCAGCGAGCGAGCCAGCGCAGGCACCUGAGGUUGCCGAAGUCCCGAAGAAGACACGCACACCCAAGACAAUUUACUACAAGGACAAGGCACCGAACAACCAAGCCGACACAGGCAGCACUGACCAGAGUGCCACAGAAGAUCAGAAGCAGUUUCUCGAACUCCAUCCUACAUUGGACAUCGUUGCCCAGCCUGAUGGGUAUGCAGCUCGUUCUGGAAACGUCGGAGGCUACAAGGAUGAUGUUCGGGUGCAGGGCGGAAGCCUAAUUGUUGAAACCUCUGAGGGCCUCUUUGCAAGCGAGGAGGUCGGGCAGAAGGCUGAGAGCCCCGAGCAUCAGGCCGCUCUUUGGUUACAGAACGUGGGUGACGUCGACGUGCAGUUGGACAUGCAGGCCAUCCAGGCCGCGAAGGUGAAAGCACAGGAGCAUUUCAACCAAGGCAGCGUCAGCGACGCUCGGCGAGUCACUACGGCGGCAAUCCGUGCCGGCGAGCUCCUCCUCGCGAGGGACUCAACACUCGAGGAGAAGGCCAAUGAAGAUUUGCAAUCCUUGCUUGGCAUCCUGCGUUCCAACCGCAGCCUCUUGCUGACACACCAAAUUCAGGCAGGAGACGAGGAGGUCCUGCAGUUCGGCCCCGAUGCUGCUUGGAGCUUGGUGGUCAAGGACACGGAUGCGGCAUUGAUGGAUAAUCCCUCCAACUUCAAAGCUAGCUUUCGGCGAGCACGUGCUUUGUUUGAGCUGGGAGAGCUGGAUCAGGCGAUGGCUGAUGCCACACGUGUGGUGGACCAUUAUGCUCGCAAUACGCAGGUCUCCAAUCCGGAGGCAGUUGCACUGCGGCAGAGCAUCAUGGAUGCUUUGAAGAAGGAGCGUGCAAAGUGGGGCGACAAGGGAGGGCCACGCUGGAACCGGCUUGUGAACGACAGUGGGGCAUUGAUCUCGGAGGUGUCAUAG
This is a messenger RNA of Symbiodinium sp. CCMP2592, 1413 nucleotides long. Lineage: Eukaryota; Dinophyceae; Suessiales; Symbiodiniaceae. The record is from the annotation of a GenBank genome assembly.